UGCCUCCAUCACUCUUUCAACAUUUCCCAUUGAAGGUUGAAGAGACGAAACAAUCCUUUCAACAACACGAUCGCGCUGCCAUUUCCGACGGAAUACGGCAUCUACACCGCAAUAUCUCUUUUUAUUUAGUUCAUAUCGUUCUUGAUUUUUAACAUCAUCAGAGCUGGUCGUGCUCACCCGUCGCAACAAUGGAUUAUGACACAAUGAUGGACACAGACUUGAGGGAUGAGUUGGGCCCUAAGAUACAGGUGUCAGCUGCGGAUAACUACCACGUCGAUUUUGAGCUUAGCAAUGUUGACCUGUCCCUCGCGAACUCCAUCCGUCGCGUCAUGCACGCCGAAGUUCCUACCGUCGCGAUCGAUCUCGUCGAGAUUGAAGAGAACACCUCUGUCCUAGCCGACGAAUUCAUCUCCCACCGACUAGGAUUGAUUCCCCUGGACUCAAGCGAAAUCGACCAACUUAAUUACUCCCGAGAUUGCGAUUGCGACCAAAACUGCGGCCGAUGCAGUGUCACUUUAACACUCCACGCUAAAUGCACCACAGACGAGGUUAUGAAGGUUUACGCGCGUGACCUCAUAGUUGGUAUUGACCGACCUACUUCGCAGAUUGGCAACCCCGUCAUCACGGAUCCGGAGCGGCUUGGUUCUCUUAUCUGCAAGCUUCGUAAGGGUCAAGAGCUGAAGCUCACCUGUAUUGCGAAGAAGGGCAUUGCCAAGGAGCAUGCUAAAUGGUCUCCGACUGCCGCUAUUGGCUUCGAGUAUGACCCUCACAAUCGUUUGCACCAUUUAGAUCUUUGGUACGAACAAGAUGCUGCGUCUGAAUGGCCUAAGUCGAAGUACGCUGAACUGGAAGAGCCGCCUGCCGAGGGUGAGCCGUUCGACUACGACGCUGAACCAAACCGAUUUUACUUCGAGGUUGAGGGUAUUGGCAAUAUUCAGUCGGACACCAUCAUCUUGGAGGGCGUGAAGGAGCUACAACGCAAGCUGGCCGGUCUUAUCCAUGGUCUCGGAGAAAGCGAGGGAAUGAAUGGUGAUUAUGGGGGCGGCCGCAGCCCCGAUCCGAUUGAUGGAGGAGCCGGAUACUUGGAUGGUGGUUAUAGUACACCUUACGGUAACACCGGAGGUGCUAGUACUUGGGGCGGCGGAGCGACAGCCUAUGGAACCACACCCUAUGGCAACUCGGGUUCGAACGGCUGGAGUUAAACGUUUUCUUGCUGAAAGAACCCAUCGCAUAAGAGCCUUAGCGUUUUGGCCUUCUUUUAGAGGUGGUUCAGGAGUUGUACGAUGCGAAAGAGUCGUCCCGUAGAAAAAGCAGGAGGGUUUGGUUUACUCAAGAUAGGUUUUCUUGAGCUGCAUUGUUCAGGAGUUCAGGGUACCUCACAAUAGGGGAUGAGGACAUUGCAUUUUCACGAGUAAUUUGUGCCCCUCUAAUCAAAUACAUGCAUGCGUUUUAAAAAGGUCAACCGAAGGAUUUCAUCAGGCAGUUUAUUCGUAAGCAAAAUAAAGCGCUAUACCCUAUCUC
Hypoxylon trugodes is the source of this 1521-nucleotide messenger RNA. RefSeq names its product insert subdomain of RNA polymerase alpha subunit. The coding region runs from base 189 to 1202 and encodes 337 amino acids. The transcript has 3 exons. Gene Ontology annotation, biological process: DNA-templated transcription. Lineage: Eukaryota; Fungi; Ascomycota; Sordariomycetes; Xylariales; Hypoxylaceae. The record is from RefSeq and is a predicted model, not a curated record. Gene Ontology annotation, molecular function: DNA binding; DNA-directed RNA polymerase activity; protein dimerization activity. Gene Ontology annotation, cellular component: RNA polymerase II, core complex.